UACGGUAGCUCCCCGCCUAGAAAAUCCAACGACGGUCCCUUUAAGCAAUUGGGACACAAAGAAUCUCAGAAAAUUAUGGGAAAAAAAAAUAAUAAAGGGAAGGCAUGCCUGCUGUCUGUGAUGAUGAUUGAGUUGUGUGUAUUACACAACAAUAUGAAAAACAAGAGAAGCAUAUGAAAAGGAAAUUACUUUUUCUUUUUCUCUUCUCCCCAAAAACAGUCACUUUUGCACCCAACAAAUAAAUGGUGUAAAAUUCUGGGGUCCAACAGAACAAGUAAUGCAAAUUUCUGAGACCCACAGAGGUACAAAGUCAAUCAUCCAAGGCAUGGAACACAAACACAUCCCAUGAGCCAUCAUCAUCAUCAUCCACUCCUUCAUUCCCUUUUUGCUUUUCCUUUUUUUUUUCGUGUCUUGUGGUGUUCUUUCCAAUUCUUCUAAUUCCUUCUACUUUACAAAUUGAACAAGGGAUUGCAGGUUGCAACUGUGUGCUGCACUGCACUGCACUAAUUGUCUUCUCUGGCUAGAACUACACGUUUUCUGAUUCCCUUCAUGCUUUGCACUGUGCCUUCUAUUCUGUCACUUUUCUCCCUGUGUGGGUUGGGUUGAGUUAGCAUACUAUAAUGACAUGGGUUUUCAGUGGUUUCUCAUGUGACACCAUGACUUGUUAUGCGGGAGGAGCCCUGUUUUCAAGGAUGAACUUGUGGAAAGGGUGGAACAAAACUUGCCGAUAGAUUUUCUUUCUCUUGACUUGACUUUGAAGUGCAGUACAACUAAUUUGGUUGUUUGUUACUCAGCAAAAACGAGGGGCGUGUUUGGUUUUUUCUUCUUCUGCAUCAUUCUCAGUUUUCACUACUUGUGAUGCUCUCAUAUCUUAUUGUUCCUCAUUAGCUUUGUGUUGUGUUGGGAGUCAUUGGUAGACAUGGCAGAAAUUAGGCUUACCAGGAUGGAGCAAGGCCAGACCAAGAUUAAAAAUGUUCCAAUAGCGGUGACCCCAGAAGGGUUUUGGUGCUGCCCUUCCCCUGUGGUGUUUCAGAAAAGCCUCAAGGCUCAGAAUCCUCUUAAUAAGCCCAAACCCUCUUCACCCCCACCAAAAACCAGUGUUCAAAAAAAGCCAGUGUCUGUGCCAGUGUAUGAGAGAAGAACUGGUGCAGCUGCCCCUUCAAGAUUGGUGCUUUCUGAUGAUCAGCAAUGUUCAACUGCUCCAGAAAGACCUCCUCCACCUACUUCUUCUAUGGCUGCUGCAGAAAGGGGACCCAGGCCAAAGAUUGAAUCUUUGCCAAAGAAGGUUGCUAUUGAGUUUGGUGAACCUGGAACUUGUGAUAUGAAAGUGAUUUUGCUAGGAAAACAGGGGUUCUGUGUCAAGUUAAGUGUGCACAGGAAUGUUCUGACUGAGAAGAGUAACUUCUUCUCCGAAAAACUAUCUGAACAAUCGGGUUUGUCUUGUCUCCAAAUCGGUGACUGUGAGGAUGUUGAGAUAUAUGUUGAAACUGUUGGUCUUAUGUACUGUAAGGAGAUGAAGCAGCGGCUUAUGAAGCAAAGUGUUUCUCGUAUUCUUCGAAUACUUAAGGUGGCAGAAUUCCUAGGCUUCAGCUCAUGCAUCCAAUCAUGUUUGGAGUUCUUGGAAGCAGUCCCUUGGGUUGGAGAAGAAGAGGAAGAAAAGGUGGUGUCAACAGUGCUACAACUCCAAGCAGAAGGAAUCGGAGUGAACCCUGUACUGAAACGAGUUUCAUCCGACAUUUCUAAUGUCCCAAAAGACACUCUUUCCCACAUCAUCGACCUUGUCUUGAAAAGCAACGAGGAAAGAGGGCGCCGAGAGAUGAAAUCCAUCGUUCUGAAGCUCCUCAGGGAGAACAACAGUCUUCCAAGCUAUGCACGCACAACCGACGUAUGCAAUGACACCAUUUACAGAUCAUGCAGAAGGUGCUUGGACUCACUACUGGCACUGUUCAAGCAGGCUGCAGAACCCAGUGAGAACCGAGAUUCUCUGGCAAAGUGCAUAGCUCUGGAAGCUGAUAACUUAACCUGGUUGCUUGAGAUUUUAGUUGACAAACAAGCUGGUGAUGAGUUUGCAGUGAUGUGGGGAAAGCAACAGGAACUUGCGGUGUUACAUGCGAAGCUGCCAACCGUGUUGCGGUACUAUGUUAGCUGUGUUUCUGGGAGACUUUAUGUUGGCAUUGGGAGAGGGGAGUUGCUUCCAUCGAAGGAGACACGAAGGUUGUUGUUACAGACAUGGCUGCAGCCUCUGAUGAAUGACUACAACUGGCUGCAGCAUGGAUGCAGGUCGUUCGAUAGGAAACUUGUGGAAGAAGGAAUUGGGAGAACUAUUCUGACCUUGCCUCUGGAGGAUCAACAGAGCAUUUUGCUCUCAUGGUUGGGGAGUUUCUUGAAAACUGGUGAUAGUUGUCCAAAUCUUCAGAGGGCCUUUGAGGUGUGGUGGAGGAGAACUUUCAUCAGGCCUUAUGUGGAGAACCUAGGUAACGUUGCCGUGUCCGUGUCGGAUAGUUCAAUGUUGCCAAAGGAACAUGAGUGAAAAACUGUUCAUUAAUGUCUUUCUUUCGUAAUGGAGUUGCAGUUUAUAUUAACAAGUUUGAGGAAUUGUAUAAAGAUAUGUGUUGAUUGCAGAACGUUGAUUAACCUCCAGCCGCUAACGAGUCUGAGACGUGUCACGUGUCUUGCAUGAGUUGCCUCUGGAUUAAUUCUUCCAGGAAUUCAGUAAUGGGUUUUUGUAUAAUCUCUUCAAAGAAAGUAAUUGAUUGGAGUUCUAGUUUUUUUUUCCCUAAUUUCACUGUAAUCAAAUAACAAAAACGAUAUUUUGAUUCAUUUUGACAUUGCAU
Messenger RNA from Vigna unguiculata (cowpea), 2834 nucleotides. Its product is annotated as BTB/POZ domain-containing protein At3g50780-like. Lineage: Eukaryota; Viridiplantae; Streptophyta; Magnoliopsida; Fabales; Fabaceae. The record is from RefSeq and is a predicted model, not a curated record.